UUUCUAGCACUUUGAAGUUUCUGGUUUGUUGUCAUGGGGUGUAAAGCUGUAUAUCAGUUGGUGCUCUCUUUUGGGCUGCUUAGUUUUUAUUUUGAUGAAGUUUAUUCUGCUUUCGGUUACAGGAGGGCCAAAUUGCCAUCGAAAGUCCACAAGGCUGUGGUUAUACCGAAACAGAGUGCAGCACAGCAAAGAGCGGGGUCGCCCGAAACGGUAUCUGCACAAUGCACGGAGUGGAACGUUAUCGUGACUAUCAAUCCUGAUCUACUAGGUAUUCAGCAUCUUGUCCAGGCGUCCGAUUUGUCAGUAGGAGGAUGUGGAGUGACCAGCCAAACGCCAACUGCCUUUGUGAUUGAGGCUCCAUUACAGGGCUGUGGCAGCACCGUUACGAUGACUGCUAAUGAAAUGGUGUACACAUUCACCCUUGACUACAAUCCCUCUCCUCUUCCUGGAAUUCCCAUUAUACGAACCAACCCAGCUGUGGUGCAGAUUGAAUGCCAUUAUCCCAGGCUCCACAAUGUCAGCAGUAAUGCACUGAAUCCCACUUGGGUCCCAUAUACCUCCACCAUAUCUUCUCAGGAUGUUUUGGGAUUCUCUCUGGUUAUAAUGAAUAGUGACUGGAGUGGACCAAGUUCCUCCAAGAUCUUCUACCUAGGUGACCUUAUCAACCUGCAGGCAUCAGUUGACAGCACUAACCAUGUGCCUCUGCAGCUCUUUGUAGACAACUGUGUGGCUUCAUCAGCUUCAGAUGGUUCUGCCCCAACAUACACCUUCAUUGGUAACAAUGGGUGCUUUAUGGACAGCAAAGUGACUGGGUCCAAUUCCCAGUUCCUCGCUCCCAGAGUUGCUCCAUCCACCCUCCAGUUUGUACUUGAUGCCUUCAGAUUCUAUGGUGUGGCUACAAGCUCUAUCUUCAUUACAUGUCGUCUGAAGGUGACUUUAGCUUCCCAGGGCAUUGACUCCUUGAACAAGGCCUGCACCUACAUACCUGGACUGAGCCAGUGGACAUCUGUAGAUGGCAGUAACCAGGUAUGUGGCUGCUGUGAUGACAGUUGUGCUGCUGGCCUCCGUAGACGGCCAUGGAACAUUGCCAGAUCAAGGCAGAGGAGGGAUGCACAAACCAUGCCAGCUGAAUGGGAGAAGACCCUCAUUGUUGGCCCUGUCUUCCUGGAAGAGAAGCCUGAGCCUGUGGUGUCUGAAUAUCUGGCUGCUACUGAAAAGCCAGCAGGUUCCUUUGUGCUGGUCCUGGGUUCAAUGCUGGUUGUAUUGGCUCUGGCAUGUUCUGCUUUUCUUAUUUUCCUCUUGUAUCGGAAACCUCAAAUUUCUAAUUAAACUGACUGAAAUUUC
Molecule: messenger RNA, 1344 nt
Organism: Polypterus senegalus (gray bichir)
Lineage: Eukaryota; Metazoa; Chordata; Cladistia; Polypteriformes; Polypteridae
Product: zona pellucida sperm-binding protein 3-like
Exons: 9
Coding region: 34-1329 (431 amino acids)
Biological process (GO): positive regulation of acrosome reaction; egg coat formation; binding of sperm to zona pellucida
Cellular component (GO): extracellular matrix
Molecular function (GO): acrosin binding
Source: RefSeq, a predicted model, not a curated record